Messenger RNA from Mauremys mutica (yellowpond turtle), 2065 nucleotides. RefSeq names its product jagunal homolog 1 (gene JAGN1). Gene Ontology annotation, cellular component: endoplasmic reticulum membrane. Gene Ontology annotation, biological process: vesicle-mediated transport; endoplasmic reticulum organization; granulocyte colony-stimulating factor signaling pathway. The transcript has 3 exons. The record is from RefSeq and is a predicted model, not a curated record. Bases 148 to 699 code for a protein of 183 amino acids. Lineage: Eukaryota; Metazoa; Chordata; Testudines; Geoemydidae.
CUCCCGCGGCGGAGACAAGCCCGCCACCGGGUAACCAUAGAGUUGGCCUCCUGCGGGCAAGAAGGGCCCGACGAUACCAUAGAGAGUGACAGAGUGUCCUGGGCACGGCCGGCUCCGUCCGUGGCAGGGCUUGUGCUGCCUAGCACCAUGGCCUCCCGUGCGGGCCCCCGGGCUGAGGGCACUGAUGGCAGUGACUACCAGCAUCGCGAGAGGGUGGCCUCCCAUUACCAAAUGAGUGUGGCCCUGAAGUCCGAGAUAAAGAAGCUGAUCUACAUGCAGGUGGCCAUCUGGCUGCUGCUCCUGGCCCAGAUGUGUGUGGGUCACCUGAAGCUGCUGCCCCAUGACCAGGUGGCCAUGCCCUACCAGUGGGAGUACCCCUACCUGCUCAGCAUCAUCCCUUCUCUCUUCGGCCUCAUGUCCUUCCCUCGCAACAACAUCAGCUACCUGGUGCUGUCCAUGAUCAGCACAGGCCUGUUCUCGGUGGCACCCCUCAUCUACGGCAGCAUGGAGAUGUUCCCCAUGGCGCAGCAGCUCUACCGCCAUGGCAAGGCCUACCGCUUCAUCUUCGGCUUUUCUGCCGUCUCCGUCAUGUACCUGCUGGUGGUGGUGGCGGUGCAGGUGCACGGCUGGCAGCUCUACUACAGCAAGAAGCUCCUGGACUCCUGGUUCACCAGCACACAGGAGAAGAAGAAGAAAUGAAGAGGGACUGGGAGCCACACACCUGUGUGACUCGGGGGGGGGGGGGAGGGGCUGGAUGGCACCACGGUGGGGUCCCCAUUUUUGGGCAGCUCUGCUGGUAAACACUGAAAGCUCCCUGUAGGCUGAGCUGCCCUGCCAGGCACCCAGCCGGAGUGUGCUCAGGGUUCCUCCAACCUUAGCCCUGGCUGGCAGUGACUGAAUGUUCUUCAGUGGCUGGUGGGCCAGGGCUGGGUAGGAGGGCAGCUCCUGAUGCCACCAGAGUACCCUCACCAGAAGUCCCCUGGCAGCACGUGGCUCUGGUUGGCUGGGAUGAGAGAGGCGUGCAUGAUGGGAGUGGCCUGGGGGCAGCCACCAGCCCUUACUGAUCUCCCCAUUUCAUGGAGCAGAAACGUGCCCUGACCGCAGUGCCUCUGCGCUGAAGUCUGACAACAUGGCACAGCCCCAGGGCUGCAGACGGUGGUUGGCGUGGUGCUGCCCACUCCCACAGUGGCUUAUGCUGUGCUGGGCCAAUGUCUGUGUCUGAGGCCCAGUCUGCACCAGUGCCCUGCCCAGAUUGCCCUGGAGGCAUGCAGGGCCUUCCCUUCCCCCGCAGCUGGGUGAAUUCCAUGCCUCCUCCUGGGAAUGAGCAGCUCUGGGUCACCAGAGAGCCCAUGGUCUCAGGCCAGGUGCCUCCCAGCCCCCAGUGCCGCUGGCUGCGAGAGGGGCGGCGCUGGGGCCGAGGGGGGUCGGGCCGGUGCCACUUGCUGCGAGAGGGGCUGGGCUGGGGCCGAGGGGGGUCGGGCUGGUGCCACUUGCUGCGAGAGGGGCUGGGUUGGUGCCCCCAGGGCCGCUUGCUGCGAGAGGGGCUGGGCUGGGGCCGAGGGGGGUCGGGCCAGUGCCGCUUGCUACGAGAGGGGCUGGGCCGUUGCCCCCAGGGCCGCUUGCUGCGAGAGGGGCAGCGCUGGGGCGGAGGGGGGUCGGGCCGGUGCCGCUUGCUGCGAGAGGGGCUGGGCUGGGGCCGAGGGGGGUCGGGCCAGUGCCGCUUGCUGCGAGAGGGGCUGGGCCGUUGCCCCCAGGGCCACUUGCUGCGAGAGGGGCAGCGCUGGGGCGGAGGGGGGUCGGGCCGGCGCCCCCGGUGCCGCUUGCUGCGAGAGGGGCUGGGCCGUUGCCCCCAGGGCCGCUUGCUGCGAGAGGGGCAGCACUUGGGCGGAGGGGGGUCGGACCGGCGCCCCCGGUGUCGCUUGCUGCGAGAGGGGCUGGGCUGUUGCCCCCGGUGUCGCUUGCUGCGAGAGGGGCUGGGCUGCUGCCCUCGCCCCCAGCACUGGCACAAGCUGCUUCUCCCACAUAAGUGACCAGAAAGGAUGAAAUAAAGAGCCACCUUGCUGAG